Messenger RNA from Paramuricea clavata, 2580 nucleotides. The record is from the annotation of a GenBank genome assembly. NCBI's taxonomy places the organism in Eukaryota, Metazoa, Cnidaria, Anthozoa, Malacalcyonacea, Plexauridae.
AUGGCUAUGAACCAACUACAGAACUUGCUGCACGACUCACUUAUAGCGACGGGACAUGUCGAGAAUUGUGCUCUUAUCCGUCGAAAUGACGCCUCUUUGCGGGCUUCGUCUGUUGGAUUUGUCGUAAGUACACAAACUUUUUUGGCACAGUUUUAAGCUUGUUUUCAUUGUAAAUAACUUCUAAUAUAAAAACACGGAUAUAUUUGACUAAAACAUGUUGUUUUUAUUUUAUUCUUAGCCAACAACAAUUGAAAUAAAUGCAUUUAUCGACGCAUUUAAAACGCCAUCUGAAACGCGAGAACGAGGCAUUAAAAUUGGGGAAGAAAUAUUUGCUUGCUUUCGGGCUGAUAAAUUUUCAAUUUAUGCUAAACGGGUACGAGUUAUUUUGCAUUGUAAAUGCCAUGUUUAUGCAACUUUCUGUCCAGUUUUUGACCUCAGGUUUUGACGUUAAUUCGAAGGGUUUGAAAAAUAUUUUGCCGAAGUGUUUAAACUUUUCAAAAUGGCGGCAUUUCCCGCCAUUGUUUCCGGGCUGGGGGGGGGGUGGGUCGUUUUCUGUUUCAGUGAAAGUAGUAUUCUGUAGUAUUGAGGGCCCCCUAUACCUCUUCACAAUAUGCUUUCACAUAAAAAUAUUUUGCCUUUUCACGAGUCACAGAUUAAGAAAAUCAUCGAUCACGUUUCACGGCUAAGUAAAAUAAACCCUUCACGCAAAACGUAUAGGGGGCCCGAUCACGUUUCACGGCUAAGUAAAAUAAGCCUUUCACGCUUCACGCAAAAAGUAUAGGGGGCCCUCAGUAUUUUGUAAGCUACCAUGACUUGUGUUUGGAAUGACUGAAAAAGACAUCUCAAACAUAGGGUCUACCUGUCUAGUGUAGGUCGAUUGCUGUGACCAGUUUGUGUCUCGACUACCUGAAACUGAUGUUUCAAGAAGGUGAACUGACAUCUCAAAAAUUAAAUCUUGAUGACUACUGAAACUUGUUAUGUAAACUGGUCCAUAUCCUUAGGGACCGUUCAUUAUUUAUACUUGGGGUUGGUACCGAAGAGAAGCGAAAAACACUGUAAUUUUUUUAUUUACCCAAUGUCAACAUUGGUCAAAACAAUGUUAUAAUUACCCAACCCAGUGUUACUGUACUGCAUAAUAAUUAUUACACACAGGAUUAUGGUGACAGAAAUCAAGUUGCCUAAAUUCUAAAAGCUCACUGACACUCAAACUCACUGAGUGUGCCAAAGCAAUCACGUUCCUGCUGAUCAAUGAUAGAGUCCUUCCUCAAUCACUGAUGGUCUAUUUUGGUACAGAAUGUAUUGUACACAUUUUUCUUCAUAUUUUCCAAUGCAUGGUAAUUUUAGUUUUAUUUUCAGCUGACAGACAGCCAUAAAUUUUUUUACCCAACCCAUGAGUUAGUCAAAAACUUGAUAUUUCCCAACCCAUAUAUAAAUCUUUGGUACCAACCCUGGGGAAAAAUAAUGAACAGUCCUUUAUAUCUUGCAAGAUUUCUGCAUUUUCAAAUAUUUAACCCAUUCCCCCUUGAGGAGUAAAAUCGUCUGGCAUUAGAGUAAAAUAAUAAAGUAGCUAGGGUGCAAUGCAACUGAAUGGGUUAAUAAAUCUCACAGGAAUCAAGAGGGAUAAUUCUGGUAAGAACAUCAACAUUGAUUUUGGUUGCGACAUAUUCUGCUGAGAUGUAUCCAAGUGUUUGUGUUGAAGCUAUUGAAAAACUUGGUAAGAUGUAUAGGUUAUUUUGAGGCAACGAGGGGAUAUGUGAUUUAUUCACUGAGGUGCGUAGCGCCAAGGUGAAUAUUAAACACAUAUCCCUGAGGAGCCUCAAAAUAACAUACUUAUUUUUUCACAUAAUUUGUGAGGUCGCGUUAAUGAGUCAGAAUAGAAAUAAUUCUUAAUGCCGUAUUGCCUUCGUUAUGUUGUUUUUUUUUCUCAUUUUUUGUGCUGCAAAGACAUUGCAGGUGAAUAUUAGAGGGAUUAUUAAACAGUAAUAGAUUAGAGGAGAAUAUUGAAUAUAUUCCCCGAUAAGAACAAAGGAAAACGAGCAGGGUGAAAAAUAACUCUUCUUAUUGGGUCAUAGGGAGUGGGGGGGAGUUGAAGGAUUUUAGUUGAUGGAAAUUUUGAUUGAAAAUUUGAUGCAUUUUUGACCUAAUGAGAAGCAGAUUUUAAACCCUUUGAGUUUCACUAAGCCCUAUCAUGCAACAGAUGGUGGUAAUUUGUAGUUCUAUUUUCUCAUGCUUCUACACAGUGGCGGAAAUUCACUUUCUCUGGUGGGGGGCAAAGCCUCCUAAAUUUCUGACAACCCCACCCCCCCCAUUUGCACUCUAAAAGAUUGUUUUUAGCCCUCUUUUAGAUCAAAAUUUCUGUAAAUUCGUCAAUUUUCUGUGAAGAUGGGGGCGGCCUCCGCCCACCAAGAUUUCCACCACUGCUCCUAUAUACACCUGCUUCUGAAUAUUCCCACCAUCUGCUGGCCUAUAUAAGCUUCCUGAAACUCGUGUGGUAUUUCAUUAUUUUAGCUGACUAUUUCCGUGAGAAAGGAAAGUGAUAACAGAUCAAUAUCUCUCAAACGUCUUCUGUUGACAAAGUAA